CUGGGCAGUCCUUCAGCGGUGUUGUCGCCGCCUCGCUGGGCUGUGAUGUUGUACAACCCGCCUGUGCAGCCGCUCAUACUGCGACUCACGGGCGCUUGGCUGCUGCUGUGAAGUUGACACGGCUUUAAUUCACAAUAAGAUGCGGCUGCCAUGGAGGCCCCUCACACUGAGCCCAGCACCUGGGAGCAGGGCAUCCUCAGUCCCUGCAGGUAUGUUGAACUUUGUCCCCGCCAGCAGCAGCAUCGACGCCCAGUCCCUGGAGCGGCUGCGAGGCUUUGUGGCCCGUGCCAGGCGGCUCUUUGUCAUCAGUGGUGCGGGUCUGUCCACAGAGUCAGGCAUCCCUGACUACCGCUCAGAGGGCGUUGGACUGUAUGCCCGCACUGACAGACGCCCCAUGCAGCAUGCAGAAUUCAUCCGCAGUGCCAGAGCUCGUCAGCGCUACUGGGCCAGGAACUUUGUGGGGUGGCCACAGUUCUCCUCCCAUGAGCCAAACUCGGCACACAUGGCCCUGCAGCAGUGGGAGGAGAGGGGCAAGGUGCACUGGCUGGUCACUCAGAAUGUGGAUGCACUUCAUUCAAAGGCGGGGCAAAAAAAGCUGACUGAACUCCAUGGCUGUGCACACAGGGUGAAAUGUCUCGGCUGUGAUGCCAUCUCGCCAAGGGAGGAGCUGCAGAGGAGAUUUGUGGCACUGAACCCCGACUGGGAAGCUCAGGCAGGUGCCGUGGCCCCUGACGGUGACGUCUUCCUUGAGGAAGAGCAGGUCCUCCAUUUCAGAGUUCCCUCCUGUAGUAACUGUGGGGGGAUACUGAAGCCUGAAGUUACAUUUUUUGGAGAUACUGUGAGCAAACCGGUGGUGCAGUUUGUGCAUGACAGACUGGCAGAGUCAGACGCGGUGCUCGUCACUGGAUCCUCAUUGCAGGUAUAUUCAGGAUACAGGUUCUUACUGGCAGCAAGUGAUAGGAAAAUCCCAAUUGCCAUCUUGAACAUUGGGCCCACGAGGGCAGACCACCUCGCAGAGCUGAAAGUGAGUGCCCGAUGUGGGCAAACGCUAUCGGUGAUUCAGCCUCUCUGACCGUCAUGGAGUUUGGACGUUUGAUAUCUGCAGCAGUUCACUUGAUCAACAGGCCACCAAAACUACCUCAGAUUGGACCUGGUAACAGUAUCAUCAACCUCAGGAUGACUGUCAGUCCUUCAGUGUUUUGCUGUGUAACCUGAAGGAGCAGCACUGGGGGUUAAGCCUAUAGGGACCUGGUCUUCACUGUUUAUGUGCACCAGAGUCCACAUGGAGUUCCCUUUUUUCUCUCUUGAAAAAGACACACUUGUUUCUUUUGAUGUGAAAACAGGCAUGUCUACAUUCAUGGAAUGACUCCUGAACAGUUACCAGUAGCUCUGCUCACUUCUCACCUGACCAUGUCUCAAUGUGUUUGAGAUCUAAAAUCGCUCGGCGAUUGCCUUUUAAACUUUGUAGCCAGAAAACUAGGAGGUGAUUACAUAAAAUCACACAUUUCAAGAGCAGGGCAUCCCCAAAAUAUUUUUUUCGUGCUUUAUUCCCCUUGAAGACACUUAAUUGUAGAAUUGUAGUUGUCAGACGGUAAUCCAUGUCAGUAGAAGUUCAUUUUCAAGCCCAAAACACUGCAUAACAUGACUGAAAAAGGAUGGUAGUAAUUUUAGAAAAAAUAACAACCUGAUUUGGAAAUAAUUCAGAUUCAAAGAGUUGAUACAAAAUCUGGUCUCUGGAGGAUUGCAGAAGUUGUGAGCUCCGAAUUUCCUGCAUGGUUCAUUUAUUGUAAUAAUUCAUGGAGUAAAGGUUAAGAUGGAUGGUGAGAUUGAUAGGUAUUUAUUUCUAACACUAACAUAGUUAAUGGUGCUGACUUUUCAUUUUCAUAAGCUUUACAAGUUACCAUAACUUUAGUUGGCUUGCUUCACUUACCCAGCUCUCCCUCUGUAUGAUGAUGACUGUACUUUACAUGAGAUGCUGAUUUAGUUUGUUUAAAUCACUUUAAACCUGAAUCUCUUCAUUAUUUAUUUACAAUUUUGCAACAGCAGUAAAUUGUAAGUCAAAGAAUCUUUCCAACAUUUUAAAGGAAUUUCAAAUUUGCAAAAAACUUACAUAAUGCAGAAUGACAAUGGCAAUUUUCACCCAUUAUUGCUUUUUUUCUCCUAAAAUUGGCCCAUGAUACACCUCUGAAGUAUGUCUACCCUUGUCUGCUUACAUACAGAUACAUAUGCAUGUACACACGUUUAUACACAACCACUUUUAUCAUGAACCUUUGGUCUGCAUACUGUUAAUCAAAACAACUCAGUCUACCUCAGACAAAAUGGGUACUUCAAAUGAAACAAUAGUUUUAUGUUCAUGAAAUAAUCAGCCUAAUUGAUUGUUUGGUGUUUGCACUUUUAAUGAUUUAUCGUUUAUUUAUUCAGACUGUAUUCUAAUUUUGAAAGCAGUUGUUUUCCGUUAAAUCAAAUCUAUGACCCGAGGGGAUCCAGCUAAGAAAUUUUCAUUUUAGUAUCUGUGGUGUCAUGUAGAAUUCCUUUACUUGAUUUGCCAUUUCUACAAAUCCCUCUACUUUUACUGAUUAAUAAAAGUGCAUCAAUUGUUUCUGGGGAGAGCUGCCACAUAAAUGAUGAUUUUCUGUUGCAGUUACCACUCUACAAGCUGAAAGGACUGGGAUUGGUUGUUUCCCUGUUACAUUGUUCCAAGCAAACUCAUAAAUAUGGAAACAUCUCAUCAUUUUUAAGAUAGCUACUAGUUGGCCUAGCGUGUUAUCUGUUGGCAUUCGGCUGAGGGAUCGAGUUCAUCACUGUUUCUACCAUAUCAUGUAGGUUGGAACAACACUUGACUUGGCCUGUUUUGUGCCUGUGCUCACAGCAAACCUCUGUUAACCAUGACAGAUUUGAAUACUGUAGUUUCUGAAUAAACAAAUUUCAACAA
Myripristis murdjan (pinecone soldierfish) is the source of this 2932-nucleotide messenger RNA. RefSeq names its product sirtuin 4 (gene sirt4). The transcript has 4 exons. Gene Ontology annotation, molecular function: NAD+ binding; histone deacetylase activity, NAD-dependent. The coding region runs from base 140 to 1072 and encodes 310 amino acids. The record is from RefSeq and is a predicted model, not a curated record. Gene Ontology annotation, cellular component: mitochondrial matrix. NCBI's taxonomy places the organism in Eukaryota, Metazoa, Chordata, Actinopteri, Holocentriformes, Holocentridae.